Protopterus annectens (West African lungfish) is the source of this 2807-nucleotide messenger RNA. It is a transcript of the gene CUL2, whose product is annotated as cullin 2. Gene Ontology annotation, molecular function: ubiquitin protein ligase binding. Bases 124 to 2379 code for a protein of 751 amino acids. Gene Ontology annotation, biological process: protein ubiquitination; SCF-dependent proteasomal ubiquitin-dependent protein catabolic process. NCBI's taxonomy places the organism in Eukaryota, Metazoa, Chordata, Ceratodontiformes, Protopteridae. The transcript is spliced from 22 exons. Gene Ontology annotation, cellular component: SCF ubiquitin ligase complex; Cul2-RING ubiquitin ligase complex. The record is from RefSeq and is a predicted model, not a curated record.
GAAUGGUGAAUACUAACAGGCUGGGCAAUGGCCAGUUGUGCUGGUGGAAACGAUCCGUAAUAGUAGAUGAACUUUACUUUUUAAAGCAGUAUUUCUGUGACAGUUAUUAAAGGAAACAGUACAAUGUCCCUGAAGCCAAGAGUAGUGGAUUUUAAAGAAACAUGGAACAAGCUACUCACGACAAUCAAAGCCGUUGUUAUGCUAGAUCAUGUGGAGAGAGCAACAUGGAAUGAUCGUUUUUCAGAUAUAUAUGCAUUGUGCGUUGCCUAUCCAGAACCUCUAGGGGAGAGACUUUACAAAGAGACUAAAAUAUUUCUUGAAAAUCAUGUCCAGCAGUUGUAUAAGAAAGUCCUAGAAUCGGAAGAAAAGGUGUUGAUAAUGUAUCAUAGCUACUGGGAAGACUACAGUAAAGGAGCAGACUAUAUGGACAGCUUAUACAGGUAUCUCAACACACAGUUCAUUAAGAAGAAUAAGCAAACAGAAGCUGAUAUUCAGUAUGGAUAUGGUGGUGGGGAUAUAAAUGCACCACUAAUGGAAAUAGGAGAGCUAGCGCUUGACAUAUGGAGGAAACUAAUGAUAGAACAGCUGCAAACCGUCCUUCUUCGGAUGCUUCUCCAAGAAAUCAGAAAUGAUCGUUGUGGAGAGGAUCCAAAUCAAAAAGUAAUCCAUGGGGUUAUUAACUCCUUUGUUCAUGUUGAACAGUAUAAGAAAAAAUUUCCCCUUAAGACAUAUGUACUUCUGAAGUUUUACCAGGAAAUCUUUGAAACUCCAUUUCUGGAAAAAACAGGGGAGUAUUACAAACAAGAAGCAUCAAAUUUAUUGCAAGAAUCAAACUGCUCACAGUACAUGGAAAAGGUUUUAGCUAGGUUAAAAGAUGAAGAGGUGCGAUGUCGAAAGUACCUACAUCCAAGUUCAUACACCAAAGUGAUUCAUGAGUGCCAGCAACGUAUGGUGGCCGACCAUUUGCAGUUUCUGCAUGGAGAAUGUCAUACCAUCAUUCAUCAGGAAAGGAGAGAAGAUAUGGCAAACAUGUACAUUUUGCUACGAUCAGUCUCUAAUGGUUUACCACGUAUGAUUCAGGAAUUGCAAAACCAUAUUCUUGAAGAGGGUCUUCGAGCAACUAGUAACCUGUCUUUGGAAAAUAUGCCAACCUUGUUUGUUGAGUCCGUGUUGGAAGUUCACAGUAAAUUCAUUCAACUCAUCAACACCGUUUUAAAUGGUGAUCAGCACUUUAUGAGCGCACUGGAUAAGGCAUUGACGUCUGUGGUUAAUUUUCGAGAACCCAAGUCUGUAUGCAAAGCACCUGAACUGCUUGCCAAGUACUGUGACAAUUUGUUGAAAAAAUCUGCAAAGGGAAUGACUGAAAAUGAAGUGGAAGAUAAGUUGACAAGCUUCAUCACUGUCUUUAAAUACAUUGAUGACAAGGAUGUAUUUCAGAAGUUCUAUGCCAGAAUGCUUGCAAAGAGAUUAAUACAUGGUUUGUCCAUGUCAAUGGACUCUGAAGAAGCCAUGAUAAACAAAUUAAAGCAAGCCUGUGGUUAUGAGUUCACAAGCAAGCUUCAUCGAAUGUAUACAGACAUGAGUGUCAGUGCAGACCUCAACAACAAAUUCACUAAUUUUACAAGAGGCCAAGAAAACUUCAUAGAUCUUGGAAUAGGUUUUCAGAUAUAUGUUCUUCAGGCUGGUGCAUGGCCUCUUACACAAACCCCAUCAUCUACAUUUGCUAUUCCGCAGGAACUGGAAAAAAGUGUACAUAUGUUCGAAUUGUUUUACAAUCAGCAUUUCAAUGGAAGAAAGCUAACUUGGUUGCACUACCUCUGUACAGGUGAAGUGAAAAUGAAUUAUUUGUCCAAACCCUAUGUUGCAAUGGUUACUACUUAUCAAAUGGCAGUUCUGCUUGCCUUUAAUGCAAGUGAAACAGUCAGUUACAGAGACCUCCAAGUCAGCACACAAAUGAACGAAAAAGAACUGACAAAAACAAUUAAAUCUUUAAUAGAUGUGAAAAUGAUCAAUAAUGAUUCCAAUAAGGAAGAUUUUGAACCAGAUUGUAUAUUUUCACUAAAUAUGACUUUCAGCAGUAAACGAACGAAGUUCAAAAUUACUACUUCCUUGCAGAAAGACACUCCUCAAGAGAUGGAGCAAACAAGAAGUGCCGUUGAUGAAGACAGGAAAAUGUACUUACAAGCUGCUAUAGUUCGUAUCAUGAAAGCACGAAGAGUGCUUAGACAUAAUGCACUUAUUCAAGAGGUACUUAGCCAAUCAAGAGCAAGGUUUACCCCAAGUAUUAGUAUGAUCAAGAAAUGUAUUGAAGUGCUGAUAGACAAGCAGUACAUUGAAAGAAGUCAGACAACAGCAGAUGAGUACAGUUAUGUAGCGUGAUGUCACAACCCUACAGGGACCAGAGGACAAAGCAAGCUGCUGUUACUGUUCGGUGUGUUCCAGUGGGAAGAAGGCAGUCCCUUGCCUCUAAUAGGGUUCUUCAGUCGAUCACCUAGCAGCCCCUUUACUGUUGUUUACAACAUCACCAGUGCCACGCCAAGAGCGUCAAUAAAAUGCCUAUAGAGUUUCCAGCACAUGCCAUUAUGACAUUUCCUAAACUCUACUGAAAUUGCUGAACUGUGGAAAUUUGGUUGGGUACCAUGCUUUUUUCUCACGUUUGCAGUUGGUGUUUUUUUAAUGUAUCUUAAAGUACAUAAAGUAAAACUAAAUAUUGUAAUAUUACAGAUAACCUAAUUGUAUCUACAGCAAAGUAUAAAAAAGAAAUGAUGGAUAAUAUUGCUGCUUGUCAAAUAAAAAAUUGAAAAGAA